AUGAGCUUAAUACUUCAUCCAUCCACUCAUUUCUUAAGCUCUAUCUUCAUCUUCUUUUUUUCUCCAUUAACAGCCAAUGCAGCUCAACUGAUACCGAAUAGUUUACGUCAACAGUAUUCUGUUGCCUUUAAUCUAUCUAAUUUUCUACCUGGUAAUGGUUGUCCUCCGUCGACAUAUCGUCUGCUGAUUGCUCCUUCAGAAGAUGGACAUUUAGGCUUAAAACAAACGCUGAUUAAUCAAACACUGACUAGAGCUGAUCUUGUCACUAUUGAUAUAUUGAAUAGAGAAAGAUGUUGUUACAAUGUGACUAAUUUGAAUUCGGGAGCUCAUUAUCAUUAUAAGGUUGUAGCGUCAAAUGCUGCUGGUUCAGCAAGUGUUCAAGGACAAUUUUGGACAAGAACUGUUUCAGGACAUGAACCAGUUCUACGACAGACUCAUCUACUUGGCAAAGCAAAUCUAUUUCAACAGCCUACAGUCAUUGUACCUAUUACAGCAUUAUUUGCAAUAUUAUUACUUGUCACUGUGGCCCUGUUAUUCUUUUGUCGUCAUCGUCGACUAGAAGAAGAUUUGACACCGAAUAAAGAUAUCACUGUAGCGCAUAAUGAUUUACUGCCAAGUCAUCAGGGUGAUUCACAACAACAGCAACAGCAACAACGUCAACAACAACAACAACACCACCAGCAACAGCAACAGUCAGCUGUCGGACAUUCUUAUCAUGCUUAUCACGUUGGUGGAGGUGGAGUUGGAAGAAAAGCUUAUGGGAAUGAUAGUCUUCCACCGAUUCCUGCUGGUGGUGGUCAACAACCAGAUUCUCAAGCAAGUACAGUUGUAGCUGUUGGUCGUCACAGAAGUGGUGGCAUAAAAAGCUGGUUCAAUGGAACACGAAUGCGUCUAUACGAUCGUGGACAUCCUGUGAAUACUGUUGAACCGCCUUCACUUCAUACUGGUGCUAAUCAGAUUGGUAGUCAUAUUGUUGGUGAUGAAGAUGAACGACUGUCGACUAAUUCAAUUGAUAGUGAAGGCAAUAUUAAUCCAUAUGCCACAUAUGCAGCAACUGGUUUUGGUGAUCGUACAGAUGGUGGUGGUACUGGGGGUGUAGUUGGUACAAGUGCUAAUUUACUGACUGGUUCAUCUGGUGUUGGUGUUAAAUCCUCUGGAGUUGUUCCCUCAUCAAUGGUUGAUGGUGGUAUGAUGGUAGUCGGUGGUGGAAGGGGCGGUGGACGAGCUAUACGUGAUACAGGCAUGAGGCGGGAUAAUUGUACUUCAAAUAUGCCUAAACCACCUGUAUGGAAUACAGCAUUUAGACGUGGCCUUUCAAUUCCUUCAGAUCCCGAGUCGAUGAUGAGUGUUCCAGGACAUCAUUAUCAUUAUCCAAAUUUAGAUUCAACUGUUGGCAAUUCUACACUUGGACGACCUUCUCAUCAUCUUAUUCGUGUUGGAUCUAGUGGUCGAUUAAGGCUAGCUCAACAUAUGAUUGAUCCACGACUAGUUCCACCGUCUACAGCUGCUCUAAUUGAUCCUGUGAUAUUGGCACCAUAUGAUAAUGGUACGCUAGGUUGUGAUUCUGAAGAUACUACAGAGGAAUUCGCGAGAACUUCAGUACUUGGUCCUUUAAGAAGUGGAUUAACCCGGCGGGUCAACUCAUUUGAAUCUCUACAUCGGUUACAAGGAGGACGAUCACAAACUUAUCAUCGUGGUUUUGGUACUUGUGCACCAGGUGGACGAAUUCUAUUACCUGUUGGAAUUACUGUCUCUGGUGGUGGUGGUGGUUCUGCUGUAGGUCCAAACGCCGCAUCAGUAUCAUUUUAUGAAUCCGGUGGCAGUAUUCAACCAUCUGAUCCUUCUGUUGCCUAUCGUGGAAGUGUACUAUCGAGUACAACAGUUUCAUCAAAUCAUGAAGAGCUUAUGCAAGCUUAUGAAUAUGGUCGUAAGCAUCACUUGAGAUCAUGUCUCACUUUACCAUCGAAUGCAGCUUUACCUCAUCCUGUACCAAUGAAUUUCGGUGCACGUUUAAUCCCUGCUCAUAUGAAUAUGGCAUUGGAUCAUACAAAUACGAACACCGCCACUGCUGCUGUUCCUCAUCCUGCUGCACUGAUCGAUACAACUGAAGUUGGUGAUGGAGAAGUCAGUGGAGGUUCUGCUUCCAGUGAUGCAACAGACUCUGGUAUACGCCAGUUCACUCAACAACCACCGCAACCGGAUGAAGCACGACAUGCAGCCUGUGAAGUACCACUUAUCUAUGAUGUUAAUCAGCCUACUUCACGACGUCUUAUCCCUGGUGCAUCUGGACAUCGUGGUGCUGGAGGAGGCGGUGGCGGUGGUAGAAUUCCUAUUUUUGGUGUAUCACGGGCGAAAACUAGUAAUCGUCUUCAACAAUCAAAAUUGAUCCGAUGUGAUUCUGACUGUCCAUCGGAUAUGACAGACACUUAUGCUACUGUGGACUACAAUGGUGCUAGUGGUGGUCCACCGUAUACUUUAUCCACAUCUACACGACAGAAUCCAUCUAUCCGUGGUAGUGCAACAGCUGCGGGAGUUCAAAGAAAUCUCUAUGGACAAAUGGCAGCAAAUGUUCCAUAUUCAACGCGUGCUUAUCAACCUUUACCUGUACCACCGUCAACCUCUACAAUUGAAUACUCGGAUGCUGAUCCAUCAACAGCUUACGGUCCAGCGGGUAUGUAUGAUGAAUCUGGCCAAUGUCAACAAACUUCAUCGUAUUAUUAUCCUUCUACUGGCGGGACAAAUAUUCUACGAUCUGGUGGAUUCGGCAAUCCUGUUACACCACAUCAUCAAAUGGUUGUACCUUAUGCGUCAAAUCAAAUGAAACGAAGAGAUGCAAGAAAACAAACCUCCGGUCGUACAAACCCCCGUCAACUGCAUGCAAGACAAUUAUCUGAGCCAAAUAGAGAUGAAACUGUAGGAUUGUUGACAGCAGCAGCAGCAGCAGGCGGACCUUCUAGCUCGCAUCCAGUUGAUGUGUACAAUUCAGCAAUGCGUGGUCAAAUCUAUACUGCUGGAGUUCGUAAUGUUAAAAAUCUUGCAGCCAAUAUACCUAGUUCCAGUGGAAUAAGUGCCCAUGAACCUGUCGGUGGUGGUGGAUAUCAGGAGAACGCCUCUACAUCAAAUGAAAUUCAAGCACCAGAAGAGAAUGUCUAUACUUCAGAAUUUGUACUUGUUUAA
Molecule: messenger RNA, 3177 nt
Organism: Trichobilharzia szidati
Lineage: Eukaryota; Metazoa; Platyhelminthes; Trematoda; Strigeidida; Schistosomatidae
Source: the annotation of a GenBank genome assembly